Messenger RNA from Serinus canaria (Common canary), 3275 nucleotides. RefSeq names its product regulatory factor X4 (gene RFX4). The transcript is spliced from 19 exons. NCBI's taxonomy places the organism in Eukaryota, Metazoa, Chordata, Aves, Passeriformes, Fringillidae. Gene Ontology annotation, molecular function: RNA polymerase II cis-regulatory region sequence-specific DNA binding; DNA-binding transcription factor activity, RNA polymerase II-specific. The record is from RefSeq and is a predicted model, not a curated record. The coding region runs from base 1 to 2283 and encodes 760 amino acids. Gene Ontology annotation, biological process: regulation of transcription by RNA polymerase II.
AUGCAUCAGGCCGUGAAGGAACAAGGAGCCGAGGAGCCAUCAGAUGAGCAGCUAGACAGUGUUGCUGUCCAGUUUGAUACUGAGACACUUGACAAAGACAUGCUGCACGAAGAGAUGAAGAGUUGGAUUGAACGAUGUCUCAAUGAAAGUGAAAACAAACGUUAUUCCAGUCAUACCUCUCUGGGGAAUGUUUCUAAUGAUGAAAAUGAGGAAAAAGAAAAUAAUAGAGCAUCAAAACCGCAUUCAACUCCAGCUACACUGCAAUGGCUGGAGGAGAACUAUGAGAUUGCAGAAGGUGUUUGCAUUCCUCGAAGUGCUCUCUACAUGCAUUACUUGGACUUCUGUGAGAAAAACGACACACAACCUGUUAAUGCUGCCAGCUUUGGGAAGAUAAUAAGACAACAGUUUCCACAACUAACCACAAGAAGACUUGGAACCAGAGGCCAGUCAAAGUACCAUUAUUAUGGGAUUGCAGUGAAAGAAAACUCCCAGUAUUAUGAUGUGAUGUAUUCUAAAAAAGGAGCAGCCUGGGUCAACGAAACGGGAAAAAAAGAAGUAACCAAACAGACAGUGGCGUAUUCACCACGAUCCAAACUGGGAACAUUGCUGCCAGAGUUUCCAAAUGUCAAAGAUUUAAAUCUGCCAGCUAGUCUGCCAGAGGAGAAGGUUUCUACCUUUAUUAUGAUGUAUAGGACUCACUGUCAGAGGAUACUGGACACUGUAAUAAGAGCAAACUUUGAUGAGGUUCAAAGUUUUCUUCUGCACUUUUGGCAAGGGAUGCCUCCUCAUAUGCUGCCCGUACUGGGUUCUUCAACCGUAGUGAAUAUAGUGGGAGUUUGUGACUCAAUUCUGUACAAGGCAAUUUCUGGAGUUUUGAUGCCAACGGUACUACAAGCCUUACCUGACAGUUUGACACAGGUGAUCCGAAAGUUUGCGAAGCAACUGGAUGAGUGGCUGAAAGUAGCUCUUCAUGAUUUACCGGAAAACCUACGAAAUAUUAAAUUUGAGUUGUCCAGAAGAUUUUCACAAAUACUACGGCGACAGACAUCACUAAAUCAUCUCUGCCAAGCAUCAAGAACAGUGAUCCACAGUGCAGACAUCACAUUUCAAAUGCUGGAGGACUGGAGGAAUGUGGAUCUGAAUAGCAUUACCAAACAAACCCUCUAUACUAUGGAGGAUUCACGGGAGGAGCACAGAAAGCUCAUCAUACAAUUGUAUCAGGAGUUUGAUCACCUUUUGGAGGAGCAAUCCCCCAUUGAGUCAUACAUUGAGUGGCUGGAUUCCAUGGUGGACAGAUGUGUUGUAAAGGUAGCUGCUAAGAGACAAGGCUCUUUGAAGAAAGUAGCUCAGCAGUUUCUCCUGAUGUGGUCCUGUUUUGGCACUCGAGUGAUCCGGGACAUGACUUUGCACAGUGCACCCAGCUUUGGGUCUUUUCACCUUAUUCACUUGAUGUUCGAUGACUACGUAUUGUACCUGCUAGAAUCACUCCAUUGUCAGGAGAAAGCUAAUGAUCUAAUGAGAGCAAUGAAGGGAGAAGGAAGCACAGCAGAAAUACGAGAAGAAAUUAUUCUCAGUGAACCAGUUGCUCCAACUCCCUCACCAGCGCCAUUCUCCCCAGCUAAAUCUGCCACCUCUGUGGACGUGCCCUCUGCCCCAUCACCCAUCAAUAACCAGUCCCCAGAGUAUGGCAGCAUAACAGCUACUACAGGGGCUAUGCAAUCCUACACAUGGUCACUCACCUACACUGUGACAACAGCUGCUGGGUCACCUGCUGAGAAUUCCCAACAGCUGCCCUGCAUGAGGAGCCCACACGUACCUUCAUCAUCCGUCACCCACCGCAUACCUGUUUAUCCCCACAGAGAAGAACAUGGAUACACAGGAAGUUACAACUAUGGUAGCUAUAGCAACCAGCAUCCUCAUCCAAUGCAGAGUCAGUAUCCAUCCUUAUCACAUGAUACAGCUAUUUCUGGACCACUUCACUACUCAGCUUACCACAGAAGCUCUUCACAGUACCCCUUCAAUGGCCCAACAUCAAGAAUGGAGCCGUGUUUGAUGAGUAGUACUCCCAGGCUGCAUCCCACACCAGUGACUCCACGCUGGCCAGAGGUCCCAGCUGCCAACUCCUGCUACACAAGCUCCUCCAUGCACUCCACAAGAUACAGCAAUUCCAGUGACAUGUACGCGCCCUUGACAACACGCAGGAAUUCUGAAUACGAGCACAUGCAACACUUUCCUGGCUUUGCAUACAUCAAUGGGGAAGCCACUACAGGUUGGGCUAAAUGAAGAUAAAUGGUAUCAGCUGAGCCCACCCACUUACAAGAGUUACAAAAGCUUCGUGCCAUGUGGGACUUUUUGUGGACGUUUUUCAAGGGAGGUGAAAAUGGAAAAGAUCCCGGGCAGAUAAAUAUAGUUCCUAACAUGGGCAGAUUUCAGACCAGUAUGACAGAACAUUCUGUAGCCGAAAAAUACUUUUGGGCUGUUCUAGACCACUUUUUGGGCCGAUCGGUGCCUUUUUUAAUUCUGGCACAACCCUGUGUACUCUAAGUUUGAGUGAGCCAGUUUUACCCCCUCUCUUAUUGACAAACGUCAAUGAGUCUUACAAAAAAAAAAGUACUGAAAGAGGACCUAUUUAUAAUUUGAAUUAAAGACAGGAAAUUUGCCCUCAGCAAAACUCCGUCAUCUGUUCUUCUUUUAAACUCUUAAUGCUUUCCUUAAAAACCAUUCUGCCAAGUCAUCACUUACUCAUAUCAGUUCCUCUGUCUGGUUCCUUAAAAGGACACGUGUUGCUGUAGAUUUCAGUUUACACCUAACUUUGUAUAUUGAUGCACCUUUCUGCUGAUCUAGUAAGUUUGAUCUUUACAAAAGAGAAGACAUGUAGCAUUGAAUUAUACACUGCCUUAAGUUGACAGUUGUUCUUAUUAUAUAUGUAUUUGUGUUGAGUUUGCACAAUCUGGAAAAAUCUAACUUCUCUGGUCAGUAAUGACAUGGUAAGAAGGGACUUGGGGACUGGGAAGAUUUUGGAUUCAGAGCCACGUAUGUUAAAUAUGAUGAUAUGAAGCAAUUAUAUAAAGAAAAUGACAAUGCAAACAUGAUUAUUUGCUUAAUUAUCUCUUGUCAGGUAUGAAACUGUUCUCUCAAUUCCUUCACGUGGUGAUAAUUCUCUAUACGUCUACAAAAGCAAAAUUCAAAGCUGUGCCUUUGAAGUUAUUCUGUACUGUGUAUGUGUGGAAAAAUGUAUUGUAUUUUGGGGAGAAUUUUUCUUAGACAUUUUCCUU